This is a messenger RNA of Aspergillus puulaauensis, 1773 nucleotides long. RefSeq names its product sulfatase family protein. Gene Ontology annotation, molecular function: glycosaminoglycan binding; N-acetylglucosamine-6-sulfatase activity; arylsulfatase activity. Gene Ontology annotation, biological process: phenol-containing compound metabolic process. The transcript has 5 exons. Bases 1 to 1773 code for a protein of 590 amino acids. NCBI's taxonomy places the organism in Eukaryota, Fungi, Ascomycota, Eurotiomycetes, Eurotiales, Aspergillaceae. The record is from RefSeq and is a predicted model, not a curated record.
AUGAAAUUGGUUUCUCAUACAUUAUGCAUCUUAUCAUUACUUGCAGCAGCGCGUGCGACCGGCCUUUUCCCUGAGCUGCAGCAAAUUCUGAGGCCAGGCCCAACACAAGCAGCGCCCAACUUCAUCUUCAUCAUCACCGACGACCAGGACCUGCAGCUCGACUCAGUCGACUACAUGCCAUCAACCUUAAAGCAUCUCAAGCAAAAAGGCACCUUCUUCCGCAACCACUUUGUCACCACCUCUCUCUGCUGCCCGUCGCGCGUCAGCCUGUGGACCGGCCAGCAAGCCCAUAACACGAACGUCACCGACGUCUCUCCACCAUACGGGGGCUAUCCCAAGUUCGUUGACCGCGGCUUCAACGACGACUUCCUGCCGGUUUGGCUGCAGGGCGCGGGGUACGACACGUACUAUACUGGCAAGCUGUUCAACGCCCACACGGUCGAUAACUAUCACAGCCCUUUUGUUAACGGCUUCAAUGGCUCCGACUUCUUGUUGGACCCCUUCACCUACUCGUAUCUAAAUAGUACCUACCAGCGCAAUCGCGACGCCCCCGUCAGCUACGAGGGCCACCACACCAUCGAUGUCAUCACCGAGAAGGCGCUGGGGUUUCUGGACGAUGGCCUUAAUGGCGACAGGCCCUUCUUUCUCACUGUUGCUCCGAUCGCGCCUCAUUCCAAUGUCGAUGUGGGCAGAUUCCGAGAAGAAGCUCCUACGGUGAUGACCGAGCCCAUCCCUCUGGAUCGUCACAAGUCAUUGUUCAGGGAUGUGAAGAUCCCUCGCACCGAGAAUUUCAAUCCAGACCAGCCGAGUGGAGUCAACUGGAUCAAGACCCUCCCCAAGCAGGACCCAGCGGCCAUCGAAUACCACGAUCAUUUCUACCGCCAGCGACUGCGUGCUCUGCAAGGCGUGGACGAGCUUGUUGACGCGCUGGUUACGCGUCUUGAGGCCAGCAGCCAGCUCGACAAUACGUACAUCAUCUACACCUCCGACAACGGCUACCAUAUCGGCCAGCAUCGCUUGCCGCCGGGAAAAACCUGCGGGUUUGAAGAAGAUAUCCGCGUGCCUUUCUUCAUCCGCGGCCCUGGUGUACCGAGCAAUAAGAUUGAAAAUGCAGUUACUACACACAUCGAUUUAGCGCCCACCAUCUUCGACCUUGCGCGAAUCCCACUUCGAGAGGACUUCGACGGGACGCCGAUUCCGCUGCCUGGUGCGUCGGAUACCGUCCACCCACGCCAUGAGCAUGUUACUGUUGAGUACUGGGGACAAGCUUAUCUAGAGGGGGAGAAGGGCGCCUUAAGCAAUCCUGAGAAAGUGCCGGUUUUCGCGAACAACACCUACAAAUCCGUUAGAAUCAUCGGCGAGGAGUAUAACCUUUACUACUCCGUAUGGUGCUCCAACGAGCACGAACUUUACGACUUGACGACCGAUCCGCACCAGUUAAACAACCUCCACACGAGGGAAUCUGGGCGCGAUAGCGAUGUCAGAAUCCUGGGGCGUAGUCUCUCUCAGGUAAUCACCAGACUAGACUCCAUCCUCCUCGUCCUCAAAUCCUGCAAAGGCACCACCUGCAUAAAACCAUGGAAUGUCCUACACCCAGGUGGCAAUGUGCAGAACUUGCAGGAUGCGCUGAAUCCGCUGUAUGAUGCGUUCUACACUAGCCAGGCCAGCGUCUCGUUUGAUCGCUGUGAGCAUGCAUACAUUCCCGAGCUAGAGGGGCCGCAGAAGGCGCUGCCAUUUUCGAGAUACGGGUUGAACUGGGACGUCUGGACGUGA